Molecule: messenger RNA, 402 nt
Organism: Micromonas pusilla CCMP1545
Lineage: Eukaryota; Viridiplantae; Chlorophyta; Mamiellophyceae; Mamiellales; Mamiellaceae
Exons: 1
Source: RefSeq, a predicted model, not a curated record
CUCGGACUGUGCCCGCCGAAGCCGAACUGCGUCAGCACCGCGGAGGAUCUGAACGACGACAGCCACUUCGUGCCGUCGUGGACGUACAACCCGGAAGAACGCGCGAGGAACCCGGUGUCGCAGAAAGAAGCCAUGGCCGAGCUUCUGGACGUGGUCAACAACACAGACUGCGACGGGUUCGAGGUGAACAUCGUGACGAAACUGGACGACUACCUGUACGUCGAGUACAAAGACCCGAGGCUCGGGUUCAUCGACGACGUGGAGUUCUUCUUCGAGCCGGGCGAGUUCUCCCGUGUUGCGUAUCGGACUGCAGGGAGAGUGGAGAGCCCGAACAACGCGAAGACGCAGCGCGCGAGGAUCAAGACCUUGAGGCUGGCGCUCGAGAAGAAGAAGUGGAAGUCC